This is a messenger RNA of Erpetoichthys calabaricus (reedfish), 697 nucleotides long. RefSeq names its product LYR motif containing 1 (gene lyrm1). Bases 124 to 492 code for a protein of 122 amino acids. Lineage: Eukaryota; Metazoa; Chordata; Cladistia; Polypteriformes; Polypteridae. Gene Ontology annotation, cellular component: mitochondrion. The transcript has 5 exons. The record is from RefSeq and is a predicted model, not a curated record.
CAUCGGUGCGUAGCGACGCGAUGUGACGUCACAAGGAGGCGCCAGAUAAUCUUGCGUGCCCAAACGCUUCACAACAUCAUCUCCGAUGUCCGAAAUGGGAGCACAGCAUCGCGCAAUGUAGAGAUGUCUGGAGCAACACGUCAAGAAGUUCUUGGUCUUUACCGGAAAGUCCUCCGUAUAGCCCGGCGUUGGCAGUCGCAGUCUGGCUUAGACAAGGACUCUGAUGUGGAGAAGAAGUACAUCUGCCAGGAAGCCAGGAAUUUAUUUAAACAAAACAGAAAUAUUACAGAUCCACAGUUGAUCAAGAAUUGUAUUGAAGAAUGCAAUGCUAGGAUAGAAAUUGGGCUUCACUACAAGAUUCCCUACCCGAGGCCGACGCACCUCCCUCCAAUGGGCCUGGCCACGCAGAGCGGACGCCGACUACACAGGCAGGUGGAACUGAGGAAGCAGGCAAAACCCAUCUACCUGCACUCUCACCAUGAAUCGGGAUGAAGGUCACAGGGGCGUCUCCAGCAGGUGGAAACGGCCAUAAAGUUGUUUUCAGUCGGGCUUUAUGCUUUAGGCGGCAGUGGGUUAUGGACUUCACACCAAUUCAGGUGUCAUACGGAUUUCAAUUUCAUGAGUUGUUUCCUUUUAAAUGUGAAAUCUUUUGAUUUGGUACUGUUUAAUGAUAAAAACAGAAUUUUUCCAACAGUUA